CGCGCUACUUCCAUGGGGAUAUUGUAUUGUUGUCGUGUGAAGGAUAUGGCACCGAUGCCAUUAUUUAUAUGAAGGCGAUUUCAGAUGAAGCUAACGAGCUGUUGCCCAUUUUCAACAAGACGAGCUCGAAAUUUUAUCGCGCCACCGUGCCCACUGGCGAUUGGUCUAACCAGAAUUUUUCCAACCGUUGGCGUUAUAUAUAUAGUCUCUUCUCGUCCAAAAACAAUUAGCGUAUGUUUUAUUCUAAAAUGCUUGACUCAUUUCAAUUGGUUUUUAUUUAUGACGCAAGGUAUUUGAAAGCGUUCACACAAUGCAAUCAUUCACGUUUAAUUCGCAUGUGAUUUUUAUUAAAUAAAUUAUUAAACUAUUUAUAUGUAUAUUUGAUUAAAUUGAAAGCAGGAAGUAAUCUCCAUUCCAAAUGAAAUUAUCAUAACCUCAACAAAAUUUGAACACUAAAUUUGUUUAUCAGACUUAAAAUUAAAAUUAUAAGUAAGGAAGUGCUAAGUUCGGAUGUAACCGAACAUUUU
Bactrocera oleae (olive fruit fly) is the source of this 527-nucleotide messenger RNA. NCBI's taxonomy places the organism in Eukaryota, Metazoa, Arthropoda, Insecta, Diptera, Tephritidae. The record is from RefSeq and is a predicted model, not a curated record.